CCAUCAUACCAUCUGUCAUCCAUCUCACUUUGAAAAUAUAGAGGUACGUAGGUAUGUUGUUAUGGUAAGAAUUUAUUUACUGUAAAAAUGACGAAAAAUUUCAAGGACUUCGACAAGAACUCCUCAGAUGAGGACAGUUCCUCUAACUACACAAGCGAAGAAGAUGUGUUAUCCGAUAAUGACCCUGGUGAAAAUGAUAUGAGUGAAGACGAAGCUAGUGACAAUAAUAGACAAGAAGAAGAAGAAGAUGAGAGUGAUGAAGAUGAUGUGGUUAGGGCUAUAAAAGCUGAAAAAAAUAAACAACGUGAUCAUCCUCCAACAAUUAUAUGUGAAGAUUUUAUUGUAGAUAUAUCACUACAUCCUUCAAAAAAUGUUAUAGCAAUUGCUAACAUUGUUGGAGAUGUAUUAUUAUAUGAAUAUAGCAACGAUGAAACAAAACUAAUAAAUACAUUAGAAUUGCACUUGAAAGCCUGCAGAGAUAUAGAGUUUGAUGAUGAAGGGACCACCUUAUUCUCAACCGCCAAAGAUAAAGCAAUUAUGGUAACCGACGUUGAAUCCGGAAAACUGAAAAGAUGUUACGAAAAUGCACAUGACGAACCAGUUUACAGACUUUUGAAUCUAGAUAGAGAUAAAAUUGUUACUGGUGAUGAUGAAGGAACAGUUAAAUUAUGGGACUUAAGAAAACCAGAUCCAGUGUUCAGUAUAAAAAUUGGUGAAGAAACUGUUUCUGAUAUGAUCACAAAUGAUGCUCAGAAGUAUUUAGUUUGUGCAAGUGGAGAUGGUGUUCUUACAUCGAUAGAUCUGAAAGGAAGUAAAAUUUACACAACAUCUGAAGAAUAUGAUGCAGAGUUGACCUGCUUGGGACUAUUCCGAUCAGAUACAAAGCUGCUGGUUGCCUCAUCAACAGGAAAAUUAUAUCUUUUUAAUUGGAAAGAAUUUGGACUCCACAGCGACGAAUAUGUUGGGCAAAAACACGCCAUUCAGUGUAUGCUUCCUAUAACACAAAAUAUCGUAGUAACAUCAGGAGAAGAUGGCGUGCUGAGGGCCGCACAUAUGUUCCCACAACGUCAGUUAGGUGUUGUAGGGCAGCAUAGACUUCCCGUGGAGCAUCUUGAUAUUAGUCAUGAUGGUCAAUAUGUUGCUUCAUGUUCUCAUGAUAAUGACGUAAAAUUUUGGAAUAUAUCCUAUUUUGAAUCUAUUGAUUCCAUUAUAGAUGUGAAUCAAAAACAAAAUAAGAGAAGAGACUUAAGCAAUAACUUACCGUCAAGUAGUUUUAAGAAUGCAUCAGAUUUCUUUUCUGGAUUAAUUUAAAUAAACAGCAAAAAUAUA
Molecule: messenger RNA, 1329 nt
Organism: Helicoverpa armigera (cotton bollworm)
Lineage: Eukaryota; Metazoa; Arthropoda; Insecta; Lepidoptera; Noctuidae
Product: WD repeat-containing protein 55 homolog
Exons: 5
Coding region: 88-1311 (407 amino acids)
Molecular function (GO): protein binding
Source: RefSeq, a predicted model, not a curated record